AUGCUCGUAGAUACAAUAAGUUGGUUCGGGGAUCCGAACCCAAUAAAGAUUCUAUCGAGCAAGUCCAAAGGGUAUGUCGUUCCCGAGAUCGAAGGAAUGCCUUUUGAAGUCAUUAUCAAGUUCUUCCCUAUAGGAGCAAGACAAGCUCGUCGCUACCAAGAAUGA
Dovyalis caffra is the source of this 165-nucleotide messenger RNA. Lineage: Eukaryota; Viridiplantae; Streptophyta; Magnoliopsida; Malpighiales; Salicaceae. The record is from the annotation of a GenBank genome assembly.